AUGUAUGUUUCUUGGUUGGCUGCAAGUGGAUUAUUACUUGCUGGAUUGCAAGGUGUUGAAGGUAAGCUGCAUAAGGCAAAGAUAUACAAGAGGGAUUUAGAAGAUAUUAAAGAGUUCUCCUUUGAUGAACGUUUGGCUCAUUUAGGUCAAAAGUAUUUACAUCAAUUUGAGUUGGCUAACCCAGAGGUAUCUUUCUCUAGAGAACACCCUUUUUUCAAGAACGGUGGCCAUAAUAUUCCUUUAUCUAAUUAUUUGAAUGCUCAGUAUUACACAGAUAUCACUUUAGGUACUCCAGCUCAGAGUUUUAAAGUUAUCUUGGAUACCGGUUCUUCCAACUUAUGGGUUCCUAGUGUCGAUUGUAAUUCUUUGGCUUGUUAUUUGCAUGCCAAGUACGACCACAGCGACUCUUCUACUUACAAGAAAAAUGGUACCACUUUUUCCAUCCAAUACGGUUCUGGCUCAAUGGAAGGUUAUAUCUCUCAGGAUGUUUUGCAAAUUGGAGAUUUGGUCAUCCCAGGUCAAGAUUUCGCAGAGGCUACAAGUGAACCAGGUUUGGCUUUCGCCUUUGGUAAAUUCGAUGGUAUUUUGGGUUUGGCCUAUGAUACUAUUGCUGUAAACAGAGUUGUCCCUCCUUUCUACAACGCCAUCAAUAAAAAAUUGGUAGAUGAACCAAUCUUCUCCUUCUACUUGGGGGACGAUACCAAGAGCGAAGAUGGUGGUCAAGUCACUUUUGGUGGUUAUGACAGUUCUUUAUUCACUGGUGAUAUCACAUGGUUACCUGUCCGUCGUAAGGCUUACUGGGAAGUUAAGUUCGAUGCCAUUGCAUUGGGUAAUGAAGUCGCAGACUUGGUUAACCACGGUGCCGCUAUCGACACUGGUACCUCUUUAAUCACUUUGCCUUCUGGUUUGGCUGAAGUUAUCAACUCCCAAAUUGGUGCCAAGAAGAGCUGGAGUGGUCAAUGGAUAGUCGAUUGUAAAACAAGAGACACCCUACCAGACAUGACAUUCACUUUUGACGGAUACAACUUUACCAUCACUCCUUAUGACUACACAUUGGAAGUAUCCGGUUCUUGUAUCUCUGCUAUUACCCCAAUGGAUUUCCCAGCUCCUGUCGGUCCUUUGGCCAUUGUAGGUGACGCUUUCUUGAGAAGAUACUACUCUAUCUACGACGUAGGUAACAACGCAGUCGGUUUAGCAGCUGCCGUUUAA
Molecule: messenger RNA, 1209 nt
Organism: Vanderwaltozyma polyspora DSM 70294
Lineage: Eukaryota; Fungi; Ascomycota; Saccharomycetes; Saccharomycetales; Saccharomycetaceae
Product: pepsin-like aspartic protease
Exons: 1
Coding region: 1-1209 (402 amino acids)
Cellular component (GO): fungal-type vacuole
Molecular function (GO): aspartic-type endopeptidase activity
Source: RefSeq, a predicted model, not a curated record